Messenger RNA from Strongylus vulgaris, 945 nucleotides. Lineage: Eukaryota; Metazoa; Nematoda; Chromadorea; Rhabditida; Strongylidae. The record is from the annotation of a GenBank genome assembly.
AUGGCAAAAGAUUGGAUAGGAGAGAUUGGUGGAUUCAAAGAGGCAUGGUUAUGGAUUGACUGCAUGCUUCUUCUAAUAUUUGGAGGUAUUCCAUGGCAAGUAUAUUUCCAACGAGUGCUCUCUUCAAAAACAUCUUCUGGAGCACAAAGACUAUCAUUUGUUGCUGGAGUUGGUUGUUUGCUCAUGGCAAUUCCUCCAGCCCUUAUUGGAGCUAUAGCACGUAAUACAGACUGGCGUAUGACGGACUACUCUCCAUGGAAUAAUGGCACAAAAGUCGAAGCGAUACCUGAAGACAAAAGAAAUAUGGUUGUACCCCUCGUAUUCCAGUAUCUCACUCCCAAAUGGGUCGCAUUCAUAGGCUUGGGAGCGGUAUCAGCUGCUGUGAUGUCUUCGGCUGAUUCCUCAGUUCUCUCAGCUGCAUCCAUGUUCGCUCACAAUAUAUGGAAGCUUACAAUAAGACCGCAUGCUUCUGAAAAAGAAGUCAUUCUUGUGAUGAGAUUUGCUAUCAUUGCCGUUGGUAUAAUGGCAACAGUAAUGGCGCUAACAAUUCAGAUUGGCCUUGUUCUUCGACUUGUUGGAGGAGAACCACUUCUUGGUCUUCCCGCCCUGGUACAUUUUCCAAUGUACACAGAUGGGAUUCAAUAUUUUCCAUUUAAAAGCAUAGCAAUGUUGGCAUCAUUAUUUACCAUAUUAGGAGUAUCUCGUCUUAGCGAACACUUGUUUAAGGCGGGUCACUUGUCGCCUGAACUUGAUGUACUUGGAUGUGUUGUAGUUCCACCAGAGAGAAUUCCACUACCAUCGGAUGUAUCAUUCAAUGUUAGCAGCGACACCUUAGCUAUGAACAAAGCAAAUGGGAAUGGCACGAACAACGCUACAUUUACGGAAACUUCAUUUCUUCAUCCUAGCUAUGCAGACCAAAAUUAUCUGUCGACCAACUCUCGCUAG